This is a messenger RNA of Mercenaria mercenaria, 599 nucleotides long. Its product is annotated as protein NATD1-like. NCBI's taxonomy places the organism in Eukaryota, Metazoa, Mollusca, Bivalvia, Venerida, Veneridae. The transcript is spliced from 3 exons. The coding region runs from base 127 to 546 and encodes 139 amino acids. The record is from RefSeq and is a predicted model, not a curated record.
AUUUUUACAACGCCAUCCUAAUUUUUGAACUUUGGAAAAAAUGGCAACCCUAAAAAUAUUUUUGAACUAAUCAGCCUACUGACAACAAGUAAACUUGAAAUAUUGUGUAACUUAUUUAUAUCCCACAUGUCCGCUCAUGUCUUCAAGUAUUUGCCGACGCUUGCACGAACUACAGCGGUGAAAGUACAUUUUCGAGUCCUCCCUUCACAGUGCAGAAUGACCACUUCAAGUUUUGAACCAGGCAAACUGAAAGUAGUUCAUGACACAGAAGGACAGGAAUUUUACAUAAAGCUUCAGGGUGGCAGAGAUGAAGACAGUAAAGCAGUAUUACAGUACAGCUAUAUCAAGCCAGACUAUGUUGACCUUGAACAUACAGUGGUACCGUCUCAAUUCAGAGGACAUGGAGUAGCAAAAAUAUUAGCUGAGACAGCAUUUGAUCACUUUGUUGAAAAAGGAGCUCUGAUUCGACCUACCUGCACAUACCUACAGAAAUUCUACAAUGAUAAUCCACAUCCUAGAUAUACAGAAAAAGUGAAAUGGGACUAGUCAGUUUUGUAAUAGGUUGUUAAUGUUUAGAUUAAAAAGAAAUAUUGUAAUAA